GAAAAAAAGGCUACGUGGGUUGAGCGGAUAGAGAGCUCCAUGUAACCAUCGAUCAAAACUUGCAAACCACCUCGUCCGAGGAAGAAGAUAGAUUGAUAAACCUUGUGAGAAGAGGGAACAGCGAACCCUAGCCCUAAUGGAACACAAUGGCGAAUUUGCUGUUCUGCCUCUGCGUUUUGAUUUGUCCACUUCUUGAACCCGGGAUGGUCAGCUUCAUUCCUCUCCCCACCUGAUUCCCCCCUGAAAAAUUAGGUUUCUUCCGCCCCGCAAAUACGCUCCCGCGCCCACCGGCCGCCGGCUCAUCCCCUUUCUCCGAUCAUCGCUCAAUCCCCAACCCAUCGAAUUCGCAUCCUUUGCCUCAUCCGCGAUCCUCCUUUCUCUUCUUGAUUCUCCCAUUACAGAGGCCGAAAACAAUUCGAUUCAUUCGAUCAAAUUCUUGAAUCGUGACGGGAGUCGAAUCAAUUGCCCGUAGAUUCUUUAUCUGGGCCUCCCCUGUUUAGGGUUUCCAUUGUCAAUGAUUCAAAUUCAUUUGUUUCUCAAAGGGCUCGAUUUCUCCUGCGGAGCAUUGCUGAAGUGAGCCAAUAUUUAAAGAAAACGCCAAUGCUGGAGUUGGGCUGUAAAAGAAUUGGAUAAGAUUCGGAAGAUUUGUUUCAUAAUCGGCUAUUCGUGUUAAUCUUUAUUAUUUUAUAAUUAAUUUAUUUAUUUUUUGACUAUUUUGAUACAUCAAGAGAUGCAACCGAUCAUCUCGGAUCAACAAGGACGCAUCAAUCUCAAUGAGAUCAAGUUGCAGAUUUUAAAGCAGAUUGGCCCGGAUCGAACACGGGAGUAUUUCCGCUCCCUGACCAAAUUCCUAUCUCAGGAACUAACGAAAUCUGCAUUUGACAAGUUCUGCCUCAUUGUUCUUGGUCGAGGAAACAUACCAUUGCAUAACCAUCUCAUCCGCUCAAUCCUCAAGAAUGCAUACAGGGCAAAAACACCUCCACCCGUCCGUGAAAAGUCUGUCUUCAAUCAAACCGGAGCUUCUGCAAACACAUCCCUUCCUGGAAACAAGCCAAUAAGCCUGUCACAACCAACAACACCACCCGUCCGUGAAAAGUUUGUCUUGAAUCAAACCGGAGCUUCUGCAAACACAUCCCUGCAUGUAAACAAGCCUUUAAGCCCGUCACAACCAACAACACCAGCUUCGCCUAACCAAAUCAAUGGUGACAUCUUACCUCCAUGCCCGCGCAAGAAGAGGACCGGGAAGAGCCCUCUGGGAUCAAAUGGAAGGGCCGAUGAAGCGAAACCUGCAGAUAUUUCUAUUAAGGAGAAUGGCGUGGCGGGUCCUUCUGGUUUCAAGAUACCGAUGCAACAUGUUCAGAGUGGAUCUGCAACGAAGCCGCCAAAGCAUCGACGCGGAGCGAUUUCAUUGUUUCGUGAUCAUAUUUGUGAGCAGAGGAAGCGCCGGCUUGAAGCUUCUGAAAUGGAAGAAGGGAAAAGGAUAAAAAUCAAGGAACUCAAUUCCAUUCAGGCGCCCAUUGGAGUUUCUUAUGGACCUUCUAGUGUUGGGGGGAAAAGGAGAUCUUUUCCUUCGGCUGUAGCUUGUAAUCGUGAUAAUGGCGAGCUGUACAAUUCCGAGGAUUUAAAAAGAUCGAUGGAAAGAGUAGCAGAAGCACAAGGAAUAAAGGUGACGUUGGGCUGUGCUGAUUUACUGAAUAGAGCAUUGAAUGCUCAUUUAAAGCGCAUUAUAAAGUUUACUAUUGCGCUAGCAAGGGGCAGAUCAAUGCACAAGCCAACAAAAGAUCCUGUUUUGAGGCAACAAUUUAAUGGCAGACCACUCAAUGGUAUUUGGGCUGGAAAUCACAUGAAAUUACAAAACGGUUUAGAGUCUAUGAAUGUCAACAAUGUUCAUAGGAACCAGUACAUGAUUUCCAUGCAAGAUUUUCAGGCUGCAAUGGAGCUGAAUCCGCAACAACUCGGUCACAACUGGCCGUCACUACUUGAGAGGAUAAGCCUCCAUUCAUUCAAAGAAUAACAGAACUCCGAGCCAAAUUUCUGAGGGUGGAAACCUCUUCAUUUAACAGUUUCGGUUUGAUUUUUUUAUUCGUUGAUUGAAUGUUAGUUCCUUGCAUUAUUAAUGUUUCUUAGCCAACCAUUGCGGCACCAGAAACAAGAAGGACAAGUGACCAGAGGAUACAUAAUUUGGCUCAUUUGCUGUAUAAUAAUGCCAAAGCUUGAAGCUUUGCAUGUAAUUAACG
Molecule: messenger RNA, 2237 nt
Organism: Phalaenopsis equestris
Lineage: Eukaryota; Viridiplantae; Streptophyta; Magnoliopsida; Asparagales; Orchidaceae
Exons: 1
Coding region: 731-2014 (427 amino acids)
Biological process (GO): regulation of transcription by RNA polymerase II
Cellular component (GO): SAGA complex
Molecular function (GO): transcription coactivator activity
Source: RefSeq, a predicted model, not a curated record